This is a messenger RNA of Cuscuta europaea, 1332 nucleotides long. Lineage: Eukaryota; Viridiplantae; Streptophyta; Magnoliopsida; Solanales; Convolvulaceae. The record is from the annotation of a GenBank genome assembly.
CUUAUUCGAAGACGAACAAAAAAAUUAAAAAAAAAAAACUCUAAUUCCACCGGACACUAUAAAAUAUGAAAACGGCCCCCAUUCUUCUCUGAAUCCGCCGGAAACUCUUAACCCCGCAAAAAAUCAAGAAACGCUACAAGAUUCCAGCCAUCAAAGCAAACUUCGUUCGAUCUUCAUUCUUGAACCCCUGACCGGAAGUUCGCCGCGAUGGUGCUCCGAGUGACGGUGGUCAACCCAGGGAACCUGAGAGAAGCGACUGAGGCGGUGACGCCGUCGCAACUAACCCGGCACGUCAUCAUGAUCUGGACCCCUGAAUACCUGGCUUUUCAGUCCACGAUUACGGAGAGGAUGUCCGCAUCGACCGAGAACGGCUGCGGAGAUAACAACACCGCCCUCCUCAAGAUCGACCCUGCGGCGUCGCCGGCGGUGUUCUCCUCGUACCACUCCACCGACGCUUACUUCAACGCCGUCGUGGAGACCGUCGAUCUCCAGGCCGUGCUCUUCACUGCUCAAAAUUCUGACACCAUUGUGUUUUCCCAGUCUCUAGAGGUCGAUAACCUUAUCAACGACUUCGGUUACUUGCGGGCCCGCUUUGACCGCCCUGUAGGAGCAUAUAAUGAGGACUACAUAUCAAUGAAAAUAUAUGGGGUAGUUCCUGAGCGAAUGCUUAAAACUGCUGACAUCUCAAAGGAUCCAACAGUUGUUCCACUUCCCCCCUUGGCUACACUAAAUGCACUUACUUUUUCCAACUCUCUAGCAGUUAUGAGGGGGGUUACCAGGUCAGUUGAUAUAUCGGUAAAGAAAGGUGAAGUCUAUUUCUCUCCUGUGGAUGUAAAAACGAAUCCGCUCAUUUUGAACCUAGAGUUUGGGUUGAUUUCUACGAGGGAGGACAUUCGAAAGAAUGAGGCGGUGGAGUUUAAGAUAAAUUUGCUAUUCCUGGAUUUAAGGUUGGCAGGGGUCACGUCGGCGGAGGUGUCGGUGUAUAAACGGCCAAAAGAUGUGGUUUUGCUAUGGUAUAAACUGGACGACACAAAAGGCUGGCUUCUCAAGGGAGACAUUUUCUACUACUUAUAUUAAUCAGACACAAUUAAUUAACUAGGCUGGAGUAUGUAUAAUAAUAAUGCAUGAAGUCGUCUUAUACUGCAUAUAUGUCUUAGUUAAUGAUUUGUGCACAGUUCGAUCAUACGUAUGAUUUUUGCUAGCGAAGUAGUAAGUAGUCAUUUCAUCCGUUCGUGCGUUGAUCGGAUUAUCAUAUUUGUCUUCCUUUUACAAGUCAUACAUAUGUUCUUGUAAUUAUGUGUGUUUGAAUUGAUGACCAUAAUUAUAAAUGUC